Molecule: messenger RNA, 1674 nt
Organism: Lithohypha guttulata
Lineage: Eukaryota; Fungi; Ascomycota; Eurotiomycetes; Chaetothyriales; Trichomeriaceae
Gene: GWT1
Product: Glucosaminyl phosphatidylinositol (GlcN-PI) nositol acylation protein
Exons: 2
Coding region: 1-1674 (557 amino acids)
Biological process (GO): GPI anchor biosynthetic process; protein localization to plasma membrane
Cellular component (GO): membrane; endoplasmic reticulum
Molecular function (GO): glucosaminyl-phosphatidylinositol O-acyltransferase activity
Source: RefSeq, a predicted model, not a curated record
AUGAUUGACCCGGCCGUCGAAAUGCACAAAGACGCUGCGGCUUAUGAGGCAGCAAUGAGAUACAAACUGCGCAAGGAAGCUUUUGUGUCCAACCUUUCUGGAAGCUCACUCGUAGACAUCAAUCUAGUGACGCUGGUAGCAGCGUCAGCUAUACUCCUUUGGACAGCUCUUUCCAAACGUGGCUCGUUCAGAGGAAGUGAUAUGCCGGUGAUCUAUAUGAUAGAUUUCUUGCUGAACGUAUCCGCGAUACUCUUCGCCUUCACCAUGUAUUCAUCGGUGCCAGUCUUUCUGAACUUGGCAUUGACCGUGCCAGCCGCGCUCCUCCUGCUUCCGUUGCAGCAGUCCCCGAACGCUAAGGUCAACGCCCAGAAGCGAGAACAAGAUUGGACUUCCACGAAGGAACAGGAGAAACAGCUUAAGCCUGGCACGUUGAUAGUUCGCCCUUUUCUGACUAACUAUCGUGGUGCUAUGCUGAUAGCUACUUCGAUCGCUAUACUAGCUGUCGAUUUCCACAUCUUCCCACGACGCUUUGCUAAAGUGGAGACAUGGGGAACGUCGUUGAUGGAUUUAGGCGUGGGAAGCUUCGUCUUCAGUGCUGGACUUGUCAGUGCUCGAACAGUUGUUCGAGAUCAACAGCAAGGAUCGUGGAGACGGGCUAAUCUUGUCACUCGGAUGAUCAAGGCGCUUCGUCACUCUGUACCACUUCUCGUCCUAGGAGUCGUGCGUCUGAUAUCGGUCAAGAACCUCGAUUAUGCAGAACAUGUUUCCGAGUAUGGUGUGCACUGGAACUUCUUCUUCACGCUUGCACUGUUGCCGCCGUGUGUUGAAACGGUGGACAACAGCCUUGCAUUGUUCCGAAGCUCAACCACUGCCACAUCAAAUCCUUCGCGCAGGUCUGUUCGCUACGACUUAGUGGCACUUUCAAUCUCGUUAGCAUACGAAAUACUUCUCAACAACACCAGACUGUUGUCCUUCAUUCUCAUUGCUCCUCGUACACCAGACUCAGACCUCCUCACCAAGAAUCGAGAAGGUAUUUUUUCCUUCUUCGGCUAUUUAGCCGUCUUCCUCUGCGGCAGAAGCACAGGCAUUCUUGUCUGUCAAUUUCGACCACCACCUAACCAGAUCAAGCAAGCCCAACCAAGCAAAGCACGGAAAGCCUUUUCAUCAGCUGAAGCAGAAGCGAGCGCAGUAUUGUUGGAAAGAAACAAAGUCAUUCUACCCGAACUAGUGUUGCGAAGUAUAGUAUUUGUUGGUCUGUACAUGCUGUCUGCGAGUGUGUAUGCUGUCAACUUGACAGUUUCGAGACGUCUGGCGAAUCUGCCAUACGUGCUCUGGAUUGCUGCAUUCAAUAACGGCCAGCUGGCAUUGUUUGCUUUCAUCGAGGCGCUAGGCCCAAAGUUUGUCUUUUUGAACCAUUCAACGGCCAGCGAGAGUGGUAGCAGUUCGGAGAUAGUCAAAGCGGAACAUGUUGCUUCUCCAGUCAUGCAGGCAUAUAACAAGAACGGGCUGGCGAUCUUCUUGGUAGCGAAUUUGGGCACGGGUCUGGUCAAUCUGACUGUCGAUACUUUGAACAUGAGCGCUGCUGGUGCUAUGGGUGUCCUCCUGAUUUAUGCCGGUGCACUGACUGUGGUUGCAGUGGGAUUGCAUAGAUCAGCGAUUAGUAUCAAGAUCUAA